GGAAGAGGAGGAAGGAUCCAGGGUGUCUGCGGAGCGCGGGGGGCUGAGGACCACCCGCCUCCCUCUGCGCGGGCGCCUUUGUGUCCCCCAGCCCCGGCGGAGCGAGGGGCCGCGGGCAGGGGAGCGGAUGCGAAGAGCGGCUGGUGCUGGAGGGGAGAGAGAGAGAGAGAGAGAAAGGGGGAUGGUGGAAGAUUUCUCUCCUUUUUUAUUUUUUUUUUUUUUGGUGGUCUCUUCGGCAGCGGCUGUUCUUCCUCAGCAGCAGCAGCAGCGGCGGCGGCAGCAGCAGCAGCACAGGCAAUGACUCUGCCGCAUCCGAAUCGCCUGGCCGGUGGCGCCGGCUCCGGAGACAUCACCUUGCUCUGAAGUUGCCCACCUGGAGGAGGUAAAUCGGAGCGGGGCUUUCGUCCAGAGGGGUCGGCGACGGCGGGGAAGAGGAGGGAGUGAUUGCCUCCCCCAUCCUCACACACUCAUCCUCCGGGAGGAAGCUUGUGUAGCAGAAGAACACGGCAAAAAAGGAAAGACUUUUACUUCUUUUUAUUUUUUUUUAUUUUUUUUUUAAAUUUUCCUUGCUUGAGGGGGACGUCCGUGCUUCUCGUCCGGCCCCCUUUUCCUCCUGGCUGGGGGCUUUGGUACUGUGGCCAGGUCUGCUUCCUACUCCCACCUCUGGUUUUAAUGGCUGGAUUGUGGCAGCAGCUCCCUGCUGCAGGUUGUUGAGGAUCUGAUGGGGACUCGCAUCUCAGGAGCCGGAGGUGACUAAAGAAAUGUUGAAUACAGUACUCUGCAAAAAAUAACGUGUGGAUUUCUCGAACCUGAAGAACAAGAAAAGGUCUCAGACUCUGGAUACUGGCUGUGGGAUUUUGUUUUUAUUAUUAUUUUUGUUUGGGUUUUUUUCCCCUUUUUGGAUGUGAAUUGAAGGCCAACAACAGUUGAAGUGUUGGAAGCAAGUGCAGGAGGACACUCAUCUUUUUAUUUGAACCCUUGUUUGCUGGGAUACUUUCAAGCUCUCCUUCACAGUCAUGUGGUCAUCACAGCUGCUGUUCUUCACAAUGCUCUUAACACCGUUUGCCCAUGCCUGGAUUUCUUUUAAAACAGCUUUCAGCCGUGCCCCGGUGCCCAUGGCUGUGGUCCGGAGGGAGCUGUCCUGCGAGAGUUACCCCAUCGAGCUGCGCUGCCCGGGAACAGAUGUGAUCAUGAUCGAAAGUGCCAACUACGGCAGGACCGACGACAAAAUCUGCGACUCUGAUCCUGCUCAGAUGGAGAAUAUCCGCUGUUAUCUGCCAGAUGCCUAUAAGAUUAUGACUCAAAGGUGCAGUAAUCGGACCCAGUGUGCGGUUGUUGCCGGCCCUGAUGUGUUCCCAGACCCGUGCCCCGGCACCUACAAGUACCUGGAAGUGCAGUAUGAGUGUGUCCCUUACAAAGUGGAACAAAAAGUUUUUCUUUGCCCUGGACUGCUGAAGGGGGUUUACCAGAGCGAACACUUAUUCGAGUCUGACCACCAGUCGGGCGCCUGGUGCAAGGACCCUCUGCAGGCCUCUGACAAGAUCUACUACAUGCCCUGGACGCCGUACCGGACGGACACACUGACGGAGUACUCCUCCAAGGACGACUUCAUCGCCGGCCGGCCGACCACCACCUACAAGCUCCCGCACCGGGUGGACGGCACGGGGUUCGUGGUGUACGACGGGGCUCUGUUCUUCAACAAGGAGCGGACCAGGAACAUCGUCAAGUUCGACCUGCGGACCCGGAUAAAGAGCGGGGAGGCGAUCAUCGCCAACGCCAACUACCACGACACCUCUCCCUACCGCUGGGGGGGCAAGUCCGACAUCGACCUGGCCGUGGACGAGAACGGGCUCUGGGUAAUCUAUGCAACAGAACAGAAUAAUGGCAAAAUUGUCAUUAGCCAGUUGAACCCUUACACGUUAAGGAUCGAAGGGACGUGGGAUACUGCCUAUGACAAGAGGUCAGCUUCCAAUGCCUUCAUGAUCUGUGGGAUUUUAUAUGUGGUGAAGUCUGUGUAUGAAGAUGACGACAAUGAAGCCACAGGGAAUAAAAUAGACUACAUAUAUAACACUGACCAAAGCAAGGAUAGCAUGGUGGAUGUGCCCUUUCCAAACUCCUACCAGUACAUUGCUGCUGUGGAUUAUAAUCCCCGGGACAACCUCCUCUAUGUAUGGAACAACUAUCACGUUGUAAAAUACUCCUUGGAUUUUGGCCCGCUGGACAGCAGAGCAGGGCAGGCUCACCAUGGGCAGGUUUCCUACAUUGCCCCACCGAUCCACCUGGAUUCGGAUCUGGAGAGACCGUCAUCCAAGGGAGUAUCCACCUCGGGGGCUCUGGGCCCGGGGAGCACCGCUGCCAGCACCACGCCGCGCAUGGCCACCAGCACCACAGGCCGCACCACCACCACCUCGGCCUCGGGCAGGAGGAACAGGAGCACCAGCACGCCGUCCCCCAUGGCUGAUGUCCCUGAUGAAAUGACCACACACCUGCCACCUGCCUCCUCCCAGCUGCCUCCAGCCGGGGCGGAGAGCUGCGACCCCAUGGAGGCCCGCGACAUCAUGUGGUCCCGCACUCGGCAGGGCCAGCUGGCGAAGCAGCCCUGUCCCUUGGGCUCCAUAGGUGUUGCAACUUUCCGGUGUCUCGCGCCUGACGGUAUCUGGGAACCCCAAGGACCUGAUCUUAGCAACUGUUCUUCACCCUGGAUCAACCACAUCACUCAAAAGAUGCGGUCGGGGGAGAUGGCCGCCAACAUCGCGCGGGAGCUGGCGGAGCACACCAGGAACCACCUGUAUGCCGGGGACAUCGCCUACUCCGUGUCUGCCAUGGUGCAGCUCGUCAACCUGCUGGACGUGCAGCUCCGCAACCUGACUCCCGGCGGGAAGGACAGCGCCGCGCGCAGCCUCAACAAGCUUCAGAAAAGGGAGCGCUCUUGCAGGGCCUAUGUCCAGGCCAUGGUGGAGACGGUGAACAACCUCCUGCAGCCUCAGGCUCUGAACGCGUGGAGGGACCUGAACGCGAGCGAGCAGCAGCGCGCGGCCACCAAGCUGCUGGACACAGUGGAGGACAGCGCCUUCGUGCUGGCUGACAACCUGCUGAAGACGGACAUCGUCCGGGAGAACACUGACAACAUCCAGCUGGAAGUUGCGAGACUGAGCACAGAUGGGAAUCUGGAGGAUCUGAAGUUUCCCCAGAACAUGGGCCAUGGAAGCGCCAUUCAGCUGUCAGCAAAUACCUUGAAGCAGAAUGGUCGAAAUGGUGAGAUCAGGGUGGCUUUUGUGCUGUACAACAACCUGGGCACUUAUCUCUCCACGGAGAAUGCCAGCAUGAAGUUGGGAACAGAAGCGAUGUCGACCAAUCACUCUGUCAUUGUCAACUCCCCUGUCAUCACGGCAGCAAUAAAUAAGGAGUUCAGCAAUAAGGUUUACCUGGCUGAUCCUGUGGUGUUUACUGUCAAGCACAUCAAGCAGUCAGAAGAAAAUUUUAACCCAAACUGUUCAUUCUGGAGCUACACAAAGCGUACAAUGACAGGGUAUUGGUCCACCCAGGGCUGUCGCCUCCUGACAACUAACAAGACACACACCACGUGCUCCUGCAACCACCUCACCAACUUUGCAGUCCUGAUGGCACAUGUGGAAGUUAAGCACAGCGAUGCAGUCCACGACCUACUCCUGGACUUCAUCACAUGGGUUGGCAUCCUGCUUUCCCUGGUCUGCCUCCUGAUCUGCAUCUUCACCUUCUGCUUCUUCCGUGGGCUGCAGAGCGACCGCAACACGAUUCACAAGAACUUGUGCAUCAGCCUCUUUGUGGCUGAGCUCCUCUUCCUCAUCGGCAUCAACCGGACUGACCAGCCGAUUGCCUGUGCCGUCUUCGCUGCCCUCCUGCACUUCUUCUUCCUGGCAGCUUUCACCUGGAUGUUCCUGGAGGGUGUGCAGCUGUACAUCAUGCUGGUGGAGGUGUUUGAGAGCGAGCACUCCCGGAGGAAGUAUUUCUACUUGGUGGGGUACGGCAUGCCUGCGCUGAUUGUGGCCGUGUCGGCAGCAGUGGACUACCGGAGCUACGGCACGGACAAAGUAUGUUGGCUCCGACUUGACACCUACUUCAUUUGGAGCUUUAUAGGACCAGCGACCUUGAUAAUUAUGCUUAAUGUCAUCUUCCUUGGGAUUGCUCUCUAUAAAAUGUUUCAUCAUACUGCCAUACUGAAACCUGAAUCUGGAUGUCUUGACAAUAUCAACUAUGAGGAUAACAGACCCUUCAUCAAGUCCUGGGUUAUAGGUGCAAUAGCCCUACUCUGCCUAUUAGGACUGACCUGGGCAUUCGGACUCAUGUAUAUUAAUGAAAGCACAGUCAUCAUGGCGUAUCUCUUCACCAUAUUCAAUUCUCUGCAGGGAAUGUUUAUAUUCAUUUUCCAUUGUGUCCUCCAGAAAAAGGUCCGUAAGGAGUACGGGAAAUGCCUGCGCACACAUUGCUGUAGUGGGAAAAGUACAGACAGCUCCAUCGGCUCAGGAAAAACCUCGGGGUCAAGGACACCUGGAAGAUAUUCCACAGGCUCACAGAGCCGGAUUCGUAGGAUGUGGAAUGACACAGUUCGAAAGCAGUCCGAGUCUUCCUUUAUUACUGGAGAUAUAAACAGUUCAGCUUCACUCAACAGAGGAGCCAUGGCUAAUCAUCUUAUAACCAAUGCUCUGCUUCGUCCUCAUGGCACUAACAACCCUUAUAAUACAUUGCUCGGGGAAUCGGCGGUCUAUAACAACCCUUCUGUCAGCAUGUACAACGCACAAGAGGGGCUUCUGAACAAUGCCAGGGAUACAAGUGUCACGGAUACUCUACCACUGAAUGGUAAUCAUGGCAACAGCUACAGCAUCGCCAGCGGCGAGUACCUCAGCAACUGCGUGCAAAUCCUUGACCGUGGGUACAACCACACGGAGAACGCCCUCGAGAAAAAGAUCCUGAAGGAACUCACCUCCAACUACAUCCCUUCCUACCUGAACAACCAUGAGCGCUCCAGCGAGCAGAGCCGCAACUUGAUGAACAAACUCGUCAACAGCGUGGGCGGCGGGAGCGAGGACGAUGCCAUCGUGCUGGAUGACGCCACCUCCUUCACCCACGAGGAGAGCCUGGGCCUGGAGCUCAUCCACGAGGAGUCGGACGCCCCACUGCUGCCUCCCCGGGUGUACUCGGCAGACAACCACCAGCCCCACCUCUACAGUCGGCGUCGCAUCCCGCAAGACAACAGCGAGAGCUUUUUCCCUUUGCUGACCAACGAGCACACGGACGACCUGCAGUCGCCCAACAGGGAUUCUCUGUACACCAGCAUGCCCGCGCUGGCUGGCAUGCCCAUGACGGAAAGCGUCACCGCCAGCACCCAGACCGAUCCUCCACCAGCGAAAAGUGGUGGUGGCGAUGCCGACGACGUUUACUACAAAAGCAUGCCCAAUCUUGGCUCCAGGAACCACGUCCAUCAGCUACACACUUACUACCAGCUAGGUCGAGGCAGCAGCGACGGUUUUAUAGUCCCGCCAAACAAAGAGGGAACCUCUCCAGACGGCAAUGCAAAAGGACCCGCUCACUUGGUCACUAGUCUAUAGAAGAUUCAGCAAAAAUUGAACAAAGAGACAACUAAAAGCCUCUCCGUAACACUCGGUUUACUGUUCUGAGUUAAUCCAAACAGUGGUAAUAUUGUGUGUACUCCUAAAUCUUCAUGCUGUUCAAAAGGAAAUUCUCAGACUUUUUUUACUGGAAUUUUUAGGCCGGCCCGGAGAGGACAGUAACUGCUGUGCCCCCCUUAUCUUCCUAUCCUUCUUCCCUCCAGACAGACUUCAUUAUGUUAAUGAAAGAGAUAGAUAACGGCACACUUCGUGGCCUUCUCAAGUUAUGCCGUGUUUGUUUAAACAAUCCUUGAUGCUGUGUUGCUCUUAAUACCAAGGACCUGAUUUAAGAGGGGGAAAAAAAAAAAAAUAAAAGGCCAAAAAUGUGCAUUUGAAACUAGUAGCAAUGACGCAUCUAGGUGGGAGCGCUGCGUAAAACAAGCUAGCAAAACUCUUUCUUACCAAUCCAGAUCACACCAUGGGUUAUGGUCACUCACAACUUGGUUUCACUGCAGCGCCCUUUGCUGCGGGAGCAAACAAAAUGUAAACAAAUUUAAUGAGACGGAAGGGAAUCCUAGAAUCUUGUGCUAAAGGCAUAUUUUGCUGUAUUAACGGAUGAUAAAAACUAAUGGCAGAAAAAGAGAAGCGAACAAUUUCUAUGUAAUGUACAGAUACUAGCAUUGCACAUAUAGUCUGCUUUCUGUUCCUCCAGAACUUGCGUCCCUGUUAAUGUAGUGGAAAAAAAAAUAAGAACUUUUUUCUGUUGUGCUGGUCUUGUAAGUUUGUCUACCAGUAGGAGCAAGGUUUUUCAUAACUCUUUCCUUUCUUUUUUUUUUUAAAUUUUGUUUUGCCUUGUCCACUGCUCCUUCUCUCUGUCCCCUUCCCAUCCCAGUGAAAAAACCUCACUGGGCAAGAAAACAAAACCCCAAACAUCACUUUCUAAGGACCAUUUUUAGUAACAGCAUCACCAUUUCUUUUCAGCCAAGGCAGUCUUUUAAUUUCCUCGCUGUAUAACCUUUUUCAGCCGGCAUGUUGCCAGCAGACCUUUUGGCAGACUAGAGCAGGGCAAACUUCCUCAUUGUCAGUGCACAACCCGAUGGUGACAAUAAUCCUGUGGAGCAUCUCUGGCCGACAGCCCCUCAGCCAGGCCCUCGGGUCGCAUCCAGGGACUGAGGAGAGGUUUUGUAGUUGCAGUGGGGGUUCUACAGG
Molecule: messenger RNA, 6794 nt
Organism: Melozone crissalis (California towhee)
Lineage: Eukaryota; Metazoa; Chordata; Aves; Passeriformes; Passerellidae
Gene: ADGRL3
Product: adhesion G protein-coupled receptor L3
Exons: 27
Coding region: 1017-5585 (1522 amino acids)
Biological process (GO): synapse assembly; adenylate cyclase-activating G protein-coupled receptor signaling pathway; cell surface receptor signaling pathway
Cellular component (GO): glutamatergic synapse; axon; cell-cell junction
Molecular function (GO): G protein-coupled receptor activity; carbohydrate binding
Source: RefSeq, a predicted model, not a curated record